This is a messenger RNA of Aspergillus clavatus NRRL 1, 1194 nucleotides long. Its product is annotated as lactonase family protein. Gene Ontology annotation, molecular function: protein binding; 6-phosphogluconolactonase activity. Bases 1 to 1194 code for a protein of 397 amino acids. The record is from RefSeq and is a predicted model, not a curated record. NCBI's taxonomy places the organism in Eukaryota, Fungi, Ascomycota, Eurotiomycetes, Eurotiales, Aspergillaceae. The transcript is spliced from 2 exons.
AUGCUGCGCUUCCUCCCCCUCUUCUCCCUGGCCUCGGCCGCCCACCUCUACGCCACCCACUACAGUGGCUCCCUGUCCACCCUCACCCUCGACCGCGCUGCCAAUGGCUCCUACGCGCUUUCCAUCGCCGCCUCCGAGGUCACCUGCGGCGGCAUGCCCAGCUGGCUCACCCUCGAUGCCACCACCCGCACCCUCUACUGCUCCGACGAGACCGGCGACGCCUCCACGACGGGCUCCCUGAGCACCUACACCGUCGGCCGCGACGGCGCGCUCACGCAGACCGCCAAGGUCGUCGACGUCGGCGGCCCCGUGAAUAGUAUCGUGUAUGAGGGCGUGCGUGGCGAGAAGUAUCUGGCGAUUGCGCAUUACACCGGCUCCGCCGUCACCACCUUCUCCCUCCCCAUCCAACCCUCCAGCAAACCCCACCAGGUCCUCCGCUACACGCUCCCACACCCCGGCCCCCGCCCGGAACAGGACUCUCCGCACCCGCACCAGGUCAUCCUCGACCCCACCGGCGCCUUCAUCCUGAUCCCCGACCUCGGUGCCGAUCAGGUCCGCGUCUACGCCAUCGACAAGCACACCGGCCAGCUGGACGCGUGCCCGAGCCUGGAAUUCACCCCGGGCAGCGGCCCCCGGCACGGCGUCUUCUGGUCCUCCGCGGACGCAGUGCAGCGCGGCAGCCGCAGCCGCCGCCCCGGCCACGCCGCCGAAACAUUCCUCUACACCGUCAGCGAGCUGAGCCGUCACUUCGACGCGUUCGCCGUCUCGUAUCCCGCGGCCGGAUGUCUGGCCUUCCACCGCACCCAGGACUUCAUCCCGUAUCCCGGCGGCGAGACGCCCCAGGGUGCGUCGCUGGCAGAGAUCCGGCUCGCGGGGCAUAACCUCUAUGCCUCCGUGCGCAGCGACCAUGCCUUCAAGCCCAACGAUUCGCUGGUCACCCUAACCCGUGCGCACAACGGCACGGUUGCGCUGCGCGAGCUAACCAGUGCCUAUGGCACCGUUCCCCGGACCAUGGUCAUCAACAAGGCCGGGACGCUGGUGGCCGUGGGUGACCAGGCGUCGGCCAACGUUGCCAUCAUCGCGCGGAAUCCCAAGAGUGGAAAGCUGGGUGACUUGGUCGCGAGCGUGCAGGUGGGCGAGCCAGGCAAGCCCGGGACAUCGACGGGACUGAGCAGUGUCAUCUGGGCGGAGUAG